AUGACGCUCGCAAGAUGCAUGUCUUCCCCGGCAACAGUGGCGUACUCCGAAGAUGCACCCGACAAACUCUCACUGAUCUCCCUCAAGAACCAUAUAGUUAUCGAUCCAUUCGGGGUGAUGAGCUCAUGGAAUGACUCUCUGUCCUUCUGUAAUUGGAUGGGUGUAAAAUGUAGCCGCCGGCACAAAGAAAGGGUCAUCGCUCUGAACCUAAUGGAUCAUCAGUUGGUUGGCUCGAUACCAGCAUCCAUAGGAAAUCUCUCCUUCCUCCAAUAUUUUUACCUCGGCAGCAAUGGCUUCCGGGGUCGGAUCCCUCCGGAGGUUGGUCGUUUAUACCGACUUAAGUACCUCAACCUCAGCCAUAACGCUAUUGAGGGAGACAUACCUAUCAAUUUGACUUCUUGUUCAGAACUUCUGGGCAUCGAUUUGACAGGCAACAAGUUAACGGGUAAGAUCCUAGCCGAACAGAAGAGUACGCUAAUCAAACUGAUUAGUUUUCUAGUUCCAGAUAAUGACCUGACAGGGAAUUUUCCAGAAUGGUUAGGAAAUAAAACUUCACUGCUUGAAGUUUCCAUCUCAGAUAACCAUCUACAGGGUACCAUCCCCGCUGCCGUUGGGAAAAUGUCAAGCUUACAAUUUCUGAAGAUUUCUGGAAACAAUUUCUCCGGGACUAUCCCCCCUUCAGUUUAUAAUCUUACUUCUCUCUUAUUUCUUGAUGUGGGAAACAAUGGACUGCAUGGUGAAAUUCGGCCUGAUAUUGGCUUCACUCUUCCUAAUCUAGAAGGGCUUUACGUUGGAAGAAAUAGCUUCACAGGCAAAAUACCUGUUUCGCUACCCAAUGCGACAAGACUGGUAGAACUCGACUUCGCCAACAAUAGUUUCGCUGGAACCCUACCUCUAAACCUUGCAAACUUAAAGGGGCUUGGCAGAUUAGUUCUCUUUAAGAACGAGUUGACAAAUUUGAAGGACGACGGCUUCAGUUUUAUGACUUCUUUAACCAACUGUAGCAGACUCCGAUUCCUGGAUAUAAGCAUGAACCAAUUUAAAGGUGAGUUACCUCCUUCGGUUUCCAACUUCUCGAGUGAGCUCGAAUGGUUAAUAUUGGGAUCAAACCAGAUAUCUGGCAAAAUUCCAAGUGGAAUAGAACGCUUGAAAGGUAUAACUCGCUUGGACAUGUCUAGGAACGUUAUUACAGGUGUGAUUCCUGAAAACAUUGGAAAGCUUCAGGAAGCUGUCAACAUCUUGAAACUUAACCUGUCCAGUAACAACCUCACUGGCACAAUACCAGCAGAGGUAGUCACCCUUCCUUUAAUGUCCAUUUCAUUUAAUUUGGCUAGAAACCUCUUGAACGGACCGCUGCCCCAAGAGCUGGGUAAUAUGAGCAGCCUUGUAGAAUUGGAUGUUUCUGACAAUAGGUUGUCGGGAGUCAUUCCUCCUACAUUGGAGAAAUGCAUAAUGCUAGAACGUCUUGAUCUGGGAAACAACCUAUUUGAAGGAAGCAUCCCUUCCUCUCUCAGAGCUUUGAAAAGCCUUCAACUCCUUGACCUAGGAAGGAACAAGUUAUCCGGUCAAAUUCCGAAGUACCUACAGAAUUUCACUCUCCUACAGGAUCUAAACUUGUCAUUCAAUAACCUCGAAGGAGAAGUACCAUAUGAUGGGUUAUUUCGGAAUGUCAGUACCAUAUCAAUUACAGGGAACAGCCGCCUCUGUGGGGGUACAAAGGAACUAGGACUACCUCCAUGCAAAAUCCACAGAAAGAAGAAGCAGGCCACUCUUAAGUUAGUGAUUCCAUUAACCAUUUUGUGCUUCCUCCUUUUAGCGUGCUUCUUGAUUAGUCUGAUCAGGCGGAGGAAAUCUGGAAGAAAACGACCUUCAGCACCAUCCGUCAAAGAACACUUUCCAAAAGUUUCAUAUCUUCAGCUCCAGCAAGCCACUGAUAACUUCUCAUCUUCGAAUUUGAUUGGAGAAGGAAGUUAUGGCUCUGUGUUCAAAGGAAUUCUAGGAGAAGAAAGGAUGAUGGUAGCAGUCAAGGUACUCAAUCUCAGACGAAAGGGAGCUUUCAAGAGUUUCAUUGCAGAAUGCGAGGCGUUGCGAAGUGUCCGUCCGAAUCUCGUCAAGAUCAUCACCACAUGCUCAAGCAUUGACUUUCAGGGUGCCGAUUUCAAAGCUCUAGUGUAUGAGUUUAUGCACAAUGGAAGUCUAGACGAGUGGUUGCACCCAAAAGAAGAUCAACCUGAAGUAACGAAGUCUGAAGUCCGACCUGAUAUGAGGAAUCUUAGCCUUGUCCAAAGACUGAAUGCAGCCCUUGAUAUGGCCUUGGCAAUCGACUAUCUUCACAACCAAUGUGAAACUUCACUAGUUCAUGGUGAUCUAAAGCCAAGCAAUAUUCUGUUUGAUCAUGAUAUGACAGCUCAUCUAGGAGAUUUUGGGCUAGCAAAAUUUCUACCAAGUGCCUUACCGGAUAACUGCUCACCGAAUCAAAGCAGCUCCACAGGAGUGAAGGGAACAGUCGGCUAUGUUCCUCCAGAGUAUGGCAUGGGUGGCAAGGCAUCCAUGCCUGGAGAUGUCUACAGUUUCGGAGUUCUGCUACUGGAGAUGUUCACGGGAAAACGCCCUACGGAUGGCAUGUUUAAGGAUGGGAUGACCCUCCAAGAAUAUGCUAAGAUAGCUUUGCAAGGAAGAGCGGAAGAGAUUGUUGAACCUUCACUGCUACAGGAAGCACAAGCUCAUUACAGUCACAGAGAGGCUGUUGAGAGUCGCAGAGCCCAUUUUCCUGGAGAAAAUGUUGAGAGCAGUAAAGCCACAACGACCAAAAUUGAUUGCUUGAUUGCUCUCUUGAGGCUUGGAGUCCUAUGCUCACUGGACAGUCCUAACGAGCGCAUGAAGAUGAAAGAUGUCGCAACAGAACUUUCUGAAAUCAGGGCAAAGUUCCUUGGCCAGAGAACAUGAUCAUGAUGCACAGAUCCUACAGCUCGACUGGGAGUAGCCUUCAGUUCUUGGCUAGCAACAAUUACAUCAGAUAUUCACCGUAGACAGUACCUUUAUGACCACUGUACUUUUUAUGAUAAUAAACGGUGGAGUGCACUCACUCCUUGGUAGCUU
Messenger RNA from Eucalyptus grandis, 3099 nucleotides. Its product is annotated as putative receptor-like protein kinase At3g47110. The record is from RefSeq and is a predicted model, not a curated record. Gene Ontology annotation, molecular function: protein kinase activity; protein binding; ATP binding. NCBI's taxonomy places the organism in Eukaryota, Viridiplantae, Streptophyta, Magnoliopsida, Myrtales, Myrtaceae. Gene Ontology annotation, biological process: protein phosphorylation.